Molecule: messenger RNA, 967 nt
Organism: Candidula unifasciata
Lineage: Eukaryota; Metazoa; Mollusca; Gastropoda; Stylommatophora; Geomitridae
Source: the annotation of a GenBank genome assembly
CGAGGAAGGUCACCCUUGGUUAACAGAGUAUGAGACAUCGAAGGUUUUCAAGGACUACCAGUUUGAUCAGGAGAACCAUCUGCUUGACCAUGAGAGUCCGUUUGAAGAGGGCAAGAAGAGGCUGGCAGUUGGGGACAUCCCCAAUGCAGUCUUGUUGUUUGAAGCAGCGGUGCAGAAAGAUGCUUCACACAGUGAGGCAUGGCAGUACCUGGGAACUACGCAGGCUGAAAACGAGCAAGAACUGGCAGCAAUAGCCGCCUUGAGACAGUGCCUUCAACUUGACCCAAACAACCUAACAGCACUGAUGGCAUUAGCCGUCUCCUAUACUAAUGAGUCAUACGGCUCGCAUGCCUGCCAUGCCUUGAAGUCCUGGCUGGCUCGCAAUCCUCGCUACUCACAUUUAGUUCAAGGUGACAUUCCUGCUCAACCUCCAGAGUUGACUUUCAUGUCCAGCAUUGAGCAUGAGGAAAUCAGAGAACUAUAUUUGUCAGCAGCCAGACUUUCUGCAGAAACACAGAUUGAUCCUGAUGUUCAGUGUGGGCUGGGCAUAUUGUUCAACCUGAGUGGAGAGUACAGCAAGGCCGUCGAAUGUUUUAACCUGGCACUUCAAGUCAGGCCACAGGAUGCCUUGUUAUGGAAUAAAUAUGGAGCUACCCUGGCCAAUGGAAACCGAAGUGAGGAGGCUGUUGAAGCCUAUCGGAGAGCCUUAGAGCUGUCGCCAGGCUAUAUUCGUUCCCGCUACAACUUGGGCAUUGCCUGUGUCAACUUGCAGGCAUACAAAGAAGCAGUGGAACAUUUUGUGACAGCCUUGAACCUGCAGCGAGAAAGUAGAGGUCCCAAUGGCCAGGUUUCUGCCAUGUCUGAAAAUAUUUGGAGCACGCUACGAAUGACCUUAUCCUUACUAGGAAGAACUGACUUGUACACAGCUUGUGAGAAACGAGACCUGGAUCAGCUUAAAAACAUCUGA